CCGGAAGUGUUCCACUGGCUGGCGGAACACAGCGGAGAGGAGAGAGGCAGACGUGAGGGACAUCUUUUCUCUUCACUCACAGGAUAAGUCUGUAAGGAUGGAAAUGGAUAUCAAUGGAGGAUCAAGAGCACACGUGUCGAUUGUUCCUGCAUCUGAAAUCAAAGCCACAUUAAAACCCGACAGAGAGAGACCUCGAUGUUCCAGCACCCCGUGUUCGCCCAUCAGAGGCACUGUCGCAGGGUACCAGAUCCUCCACAUGGACUCAAACUAUCUGGUGGGCUUCACCACUGGGGAGGAACUGCUUAAACUAGCCCACAGGUGGUCAGAAAGUCCUCCAGAAAAGGGUUCAGUCUCAGAAACUGUGUCCAACUCUGUCCAGAGCAGUGUCCCGAAGGCUGGAGAGUCUGUCCUCCACAAGUCUCCACGAAUCUGCAAAGGAAAAAGUCGUUACUACCAACCCUAUGAGAUUCCUGCUGCCAAUGGCCGGAGGCGGAGGCGUAUGCCAAGCUCCAGUGACCCCAUCCUAAGGUCCCUGGCUCAGGGGGAAGCUGGGAGGGGUCUUCAUGCUUCACUGCCACCCUGUCUGCUUAAAGGGAAGAGGGCCCAGUCCAAGUCUCUGGACUACCUAAAUCUGGACAAAACAAGAAUAAGAGAGUCGUCGGACACGGAAGUGUUGCAGUACCAGCUGCAGCAUCUCACCCUGCGGGGGGAGCGCGUGUUCACCAGGAACCUGACAUGAGAUCAGUGGAAGGUCCUUACAGGUGUCUUCUAUCCUUUUGGGGAUUAAGGUGCUAUUUCCAGCUUGGUUUCUUUCAACUCAGAUAAUAAAAUGUUCUUCAAGAGGAAAAUCUGCUAAUCUGGUUAUUUUAUGGACUCUGGGUUAACCUUGUACAUGGCAUCUCCUCGCAUUGUAAUUAGGUUGUUGAAGUUAAAAAUGUGAAUUACAGUAUAUAAAAUGAGCAAUAAUUUGUAAAACUUAUUGGCAGUGCUGUUUGUUUGUACUGCUCAGAAACACAAAGUGUCAGAGCUGAUGAAGCACAUAUCCUAUACUUUAUUAAACAUAUACGAUGUUUAAAUGGAUUAUUGCAACCACUUCAAUGCUAGUUGCACUGUGAAGAGCUGUGUUAGUGGAAGUGUUUUUUUGUGUGUUAACAACAGCUGUUAAAUUAGCAGGAUUAUAUUUUUACUAACUUGCUUAUUUGCUGUUUUGUUGUUUUUAAUCAAUGUUGAUGUUUAUAAACCUCUUAUUUUUUUUUAGAAUAUGUGCAUGUUUAAAACAAAUUAAAGUGAUACUCAGAUGUUUGAGGCGGUAAAAUACUUUCAAACUCACAUGCCAUAUGUACAUUAAUAAAAAACAUAAGUGAUUGUUUUCAUCCCUCUGCCCAUACUAACCCCUUCCAUAUUUUAUAUAUUGAAUGGGAUUUCUACUGGCAGGCCAUGCAACAAGCUAGCUGAAUAACCAGGGACAAUUCAUUCCAUUCUUUAGCUCCUUAGGUCACUGGUCACCAGGCAACACAAGACCAUCCCUUCUCAGCAGGACUACACUGUUGAAGAGUCGGCCUGUGAAUGUGGAUAAUUUCAUAGCAAGUAUGAACAGGAAUUGACUUCUUUAAAUGUACACAGGAUGCUUUAUAUGUGCUGAAUUAAAUGUGGCACAGAAGUCAGCGCAAGACCAGACAAGAGGUUAAGGGCACAUCUUUCAAAUGGAAAAGAUGGCUGCUGUUGCUGGAUCCUUCACAUUGCCCCAACUUUAGUCCUGGUUUGUAACAUUAGACCAGUUUACAUGCUGGGAGUAAGAAGAAUCUGAGGAAUUAGUGGAGUAAUCUGUUUAUUGGUUAUUGUUGGCAAAUAUGGCUGGAAAUAUGUUGGCUUUAGAUAAACAUAGUUGCUUGGUCCCUAGUUUUGUACACUGGUUAUGCGCGCCACAAAAACAAUAUUGAGAUGUGUGUUUUCUAAUGAGUGUGUUUUUUCCUCUUACAGCUCGUAAUGGAUGUGUGCUCUAUGCCUGUCAGUGCUUCUGAUUCCACAGACUGUCUCUGGAAACUCAGUGCACUUUUAUAUCAGUACGUUCACAUACGCCAUGCCACUAUCUGCAGUUCUGUAGAACAAUCCGUGCACCCCUCUUUGAAAGUAAAUUGUGAUUUGUGUGCAUUAGAACAUUUAAUUUUGUUCAUGAAAGUUCAACAACUAAAGCCUCUGUGCCAAAUUCUGAUGUGAUGAAGUAUCUUCAGUGUAUCUGACAGAUCCAAAGGGGAGGGGGGGUGCACUGUCAGGAGGAGCCUGAUUACACUCGUUCUAUAAGAUCCACUAUUCAAUAUGUCUAAUUUCAGGUUUUUAUUUUGUACACCAAAAACAUGAAUGGAAAUGCUGGAUAUUAGAAAAAACGGUGUAUUGCGAUGAAAACAGACUGAAAAAAACGUGACCUACAUGAAGCAUGUGACUUCCACUGAAGAGACCAAAAACACAGCGGAUCUCUGUGGACCUUCCACCAUUGUUUCAUUUCUGUGUGCUUUGACUGGAGUUUCUAUUUACAUAUACAUCUUGUUUAAUGGUAUAAUUCCACCACAAGAUUUUCUUGAAUCACCCAAAUGUUUGCUUAACAAUAGUGGAUGGAAAUCACCUUUUGUUCACAUUUUCUUUUAAAAAUGUGUUUAAAUUGGUGUGCUAAAUUUGAAUGGGCAACAGUCAAACUACCUGUGAAACAAUGUCAUUUUAAACAGCUACUGAUGUCUUUAAAAACAAUAGUGGCUAAGCAUUGACACUACUGCCAAGCAAAGCAAAAAUACAUGUAAAGAAAACUUUUAUUUUCAGGCUUUUUGGAACUAUUAUUUAAAACUUGUGGGGUCUAUACACUUAUCCACUCUAUACUGUAUGUAAAGUCGUCUUAUGCACUUCUAUUUGUUCCUUAAGCCAAACAGAAAAAGUACAUUUCAUCUUAACCAAUGACUGUUAGAUAAUUAAAGUGUAUUUUUAUCCAAAGGAAGCUUACAGUUUUAUUUUUAUUU
Molecule: messenger RNA, 3005 nt
Organism: Eleginops maclovinus (Patagonian blennie)
Lineage: Eukaryota; Metazoa; Chordata; Actinopteri; Perciformes; Eleginopidae
Gene: macir
Product: macrophage immunometabolism regulator
Exons: 2
Coding region: 98-739 (213 amino acids)
Biological process (GO): negative regulation of cytokine production involved in inflammatory response; negative regulation of fibroblast migration
Source: RefSeq, a predicted model, not a curated record